Messenger RNA from Postia placenta MAD-698-R-SB12, 3460 nucleotides. RefSeq lists its product as hypothetical. NCBI's taxonomy places the organism in Eukaryota, Fungi, Basidiomycota, Agaricomycetes, Polyporales, Adustoporiaceae. The transcript has 13 exons. The coding region runs from base 1 to 3273 and encodes 1090 amino acids. The record is from RefSeq and is a predicted model, not a curated record. Gene Ontology annotation, molecular function: phosphorelay sensor kinase activity. Gene Ontology annotation, biological process: phosphorelay signal transduction system; phosphorylation.
AUGCUCAUCCGACUCACAGCUCGUAGCCUUGUCCUACUGCAUCUCCUGGCUCGGCGCAUACACAAGCACCCAGAUCUUCAUUCAUGCCAAGUACACGCGGAACUCGUGGACCAAGGUGCUUUGGAUCCUUCUCGCAAGCCUCGUCUAUGGAUUCUGCGCAAUAUGGUGUAUGCACUUCGGGUAAACCCGGUCAAUAAUGACUUGUGGGUCGCCCUUCCUUGUCUGACGGUGGUUGAAAUACCCGACAUCGUCCGUGCUUGGUCAUGGAGACUCCAUGUCAGUGAGAUCAGUUGGCGGUCAAAGCUAGUGAUAGGUGGUCCUCUGCCUCAACCUCUUUGCGGUGGUCUCAUGCAGACAUGGAGUGUCGGAGUACGAGACUAUUGGAUACAGCACCGCACCGUGGCCGUCUGCUCCUUGUCCUGCUCUACUAACUCUGUCUGUACGAGCUACCUGAGCUUCGGGCGCUGUCAUAUUCAGAUGGGCAUGCUAGCAUGUCGCCUCGACAUACGCGUAAGAUUUAAUAUCCCUCUCACAAUUCUCUCCGCAGUCGUCGCGGUCGCGUUCACCUUCGCUGCCUUUUGGACGGCAUACCUUUCCGAGACCAUCGAAAACCCGCACGUCACGCUUCUUGUCUCGCAAGCAUACAAAGCUGUCCGCGCAUGCAUAUACUCGCGUUGUCCGGAGCGCGACCCCGAGGCUGCCUACGAAGCACUACAGCAGGACGGUGAGGGCCACCACGACGACCCGUGUCCCCGAACAUCCCAAGAUUGGACAGAGGAGGAAUGGGAUGUCGGGGAGAACAUGGAGCCCGGGCCAUGCCAGCGGUCGCAAACGCCGCUGCGACGGUUGUCUUGCGAUGAGCACGAUACGUCAAGCACAACCUCGAGCUCCUCAACCAGGUCAGAUUCGUCAGAGCACAUGCGGCAGCAUGUCGCAUCGGGCUCGGGGAGUACAUUCUCGGGCACGACGCUCGCAUCUACGGCGAGCUUAUCGGGCACCAGCCACCCGUCGUGGGACGAGAGCCUGCACGCGGGGCUGAGCAGGGAGACGCGCCUGCGCCUCACAGCGCAAGCACAGGAGCGGCCACCGCCAAUGUUCGAUUGGAGAUACUGGGCGAAGACCCAUUGGAAGACGGUAACGAGGCUGCUUGCACUGCGGGCGGCGGUGUGGGGGAUGGCGCUGGUGCUUAUGCACUAUUGCGGGAUGUGGGCGAUGCACAUUCCGGGAGGGCAUAUCUCGUGGAACCCUGGCAUCGUCGUACUAUCGUACGGGGUGGCGUUUGCGAUGUGUCUUGUCGCGUGCAUCUUCAUGGAGCACAUGGAUAUGCAUUUUGGACGGCAAGUCGCGUUUAGUACUAUUGCUGCGUUUGGGUGCUGUUCUAUGCAUUACACUGGCAUGGCCGCAGCAACAUUCUACACUUCCAGUCCACCGGGGCCGCCAGAGGCGGGAUACCCGCAGUAUUUGCAUAGCACAAUUAUCGGCAUCGCGGUAUGUGUGUGCGUCGUCUCGAACGUCGUGCUCGCGCAGAAUGCUAUUACCGCGCGCAAUCGCAUGGCGGAAAUGAUCUUGACAAAGCGGCGUCUGUGGCGAAUCAUGGCUGAGAAGGAGGCAGCAGAGCGGGCGAACGAGGUGAAGCAGCAAUUCAUCAGUGUUGCAAGCCAUGAGAUACGGACGCCGAUGCACACUGUGAACGGGUAUUGUGAACUUCUGGCGCGCACGCCGCUGACUGAAGAGCAAACGGUCUAUAUCGCAAGUAUACAGCAAGCAUGCCAUGCCAUCAACGUGAUUGCUGGGAAUGUUCUCGAUUUUAGCAAGCUUGAUCGCAACAACGUAGAACAGUCUGCGCGGCCGGUGCUCGUGCAACUGCGAAAAGUGCUGGAAGACCUCGCGCGCAUACAAUCGAAUGUACCGGGCGUGGACAUCAUCAUUUCAGUUGCGAGCGACGUCCCGGUGACAGUUUACCUCGAUGAGACGUAUACUUUCCGGGUUCUCAUGAAUAAAUUCUGCGAUAAAGGCUACAUAUGCGUCACAGUGUCUAUGAAUGGACCUGGACAGCUUGUGUUCCAGGUUAGAGACACAGGAUGCGGCAUCCCUGCCCGCUUUCGCAGCGCAAUCUUCGAGCCCUUCCGGCAAGCAGAUACCUCGCUCAUUCGUUCUCGAGAAGGCACCGGCCUCGGACUGAGCAUCAUCAAACACCUCGUUCAGCGCAUGAUGGGCUCGGUGGAGGUUGAGUCGACUGAAGGCUUGGGCAGCACGUUUACCGUCAAGCUACCUGUCGCUCCCCCCUCGUGCACGAACACUCCAUGUUCCGACGAUAUCCCCCUUCUGGACCUCUCGGAGAUUCCCUCGACCCCGACACCCAAGCGAAUUUGCGUCGUGUAUUCCGAUCCGCGCACAGAAGCACUACUCGUCGAGUUGUGGGCGCAACACGGGCAUAUCACAUCCCGUGGCAUUGCAGCGAAGUCUGUCGCAGAGUUGGUUCAUACUGCUGAUGCAGUAUGGACUGACGUCGGGAGCGUCGCAGUGUCGCCCCUGCUGCGUGCGCUCCUGAGUUCCAAGACUCCCCGUCCGUUCCCUGUGUACAUCGCGUACAACGAACAGAGCGAUUUGGCCGCGCUCGAGCCAGAAUGGAGUGGAGCGCGGAAUGCUGUGCUGGUGAAACGGCCAGUGGUCCUCCAUGCGCUGCGUGACCUGCUUGAGUCGCCCGAAUCACACAUGGGUGUGCAUGUACUGAAAGAGCAGUCGAAGGUCCGCUUUGCGAUUCCCGCACAGUAUGCGGAGACAUUGUCACCAAACGAGACAGUUCUCCCAAGGCCAGCUAAAUCAUACGUGGGACCUGUCGAGGAGAUCGAGAUGACAGUGGAGCCGAGGAACAGAAGGGAGACGGUGCUGCUGGUUGAGGACAAUCCGGUGAAUCAGCGUUUAGGAUGCCGGCUUCUUGAAAAACUGGGGUAUGCUGUUGUCACGGCCAACCAUGGUCAAGAAGCCCUAGACGCUAUCUCGAGGUCGACUUUCUAUUGUUGUUUAAUGGACUGCCAGAUGCCAGUCCUUGACGGCUUUGCGACUACUCGCAAAGUCCGCGAGUUGGAGAGCGAGGGCACGCUACAGGGCCACCUGCCUAUCGUUGCCCUGACUGCCAAUGUCACGACCGACUGCGAAAGCCUCUGUCGACAAGCUGGCAUGGAUCAUUUCUUGCCCAAACCUCUUGUGCUUGCGGAUCUUGAGGAGACACUCAAAUCGUACGGAGGACCUCCACCACACUGUAGCACCUGACAUCUUUGACAAUUUUUCUCACUACUUGAGCCGUUGAAUAUCGCUUUCCAGUUGCCACGCUGUUUUUGCUUUGCUUAUCUAUAACAUACCACAUUUCUAGGAUUGAUUUGUAGCGAUAGUUUGUAGGAUAAAUGCCCAUACUUCCAGGCAAUAUCAUGCCCAGGUUCCUAGAACCAGCCUUCACUCU